AUGCUUUCUACCGAUUACCCUUCCUCUACGGAGCAAGACCUGGAUGCAGAGAUCGCAUCCAUCCGAGCAGAAAUCCGAACCCUCCAAAAGCGAAAACGAUUCCUCUCCUCCAGCCUCUUGUCCUCCGACCACAUCCAGAAACGACUCAAACGUCGAUCUUCCCCCCCCGCGCCCACACCCACAACCAGUCUACAAGCGGACGCUUCCAUAUCCCCCCUGGUCGAGUCGGCAGGGAAACAUGCCCAGUCGAACCACUAUCGCAUCGCAUUCGGGGUAACGGCGUUUCCGUUUCAAGAUCCAUCUUCUUCGGAUGCGGAUGGUGACGAAAAUGAUGACAAUCAUCUUCUCGGCAUACGAAUCGAUAUCGCGACGCGAAAUGGGAAGUUCGCGAAACCGUACUACGUGCUUUUGAAACGGGAACGAGGUAAUACUCAUCGUCAUCGGACACAUCUUCGAGUUCACAGACAUACCAUCCCGGCCUUUAUUCCAAUGGAGAAACUAGAGAGACUGUAUUUGCCUCGUGCCGAGGAGGCAAAAGAUAUCGAUGUUGACGACGACGGAGAAAGCGAACCGACCAUUGAGCCAGGGAAGACUAAAGUCCCCCGAACAGGAAGACAAGAUCUCUACGCUCUCGUUCGAGAGCUGCACAAGGAAUUAGUUUCGUGGCAUCGGCGGGUUGAUGCCAUAGAUAUGCUACGUGAUGAAUUGGGCUUGUCGUCCGAUACCUCUACACUGCCGGAGGAUGGGAAAGUGGAUCCUGACUCUGUCCACGCUUCGAAGGCUUUGGGGAUUGCUUCAUUGUCUGCGACGUCGCUAGAGGCGCGGUAUGUUCGGCUAGAAUGGGCAGACGGACGCGUGGGUAGAUUCAAGGUCUCGAAUUCCGGGAUGGUGGAGCGGGCAGUCGUCAUCGGCCUGGACAGCAGGAGGGAUAAAUUUUUGGAGAAUGCACUCGCUGGCAGGGAUGGAAGGGUGGAGGGUGUCCUUGAUAGACUGCGAUCUGCAUAG
Molecule: messenger RNA, 1005 nt
Organism: Monascus purpureus
Lineage: Eukaryota; Fungi; Ascomycota; Eurotiomycetes; Eurotiales; Aspergillaceae
Source: the annotation of a GenBank genome assembly